Gongylonema pulchrum is the source of this 393-nucleotide messenger RNA. The record is from the annotation of a GenBank genome assembly. NCBI's taxonomy places the organism in Eukaryota, Metazoa, Nematoda, Chromadorea, Rhabditida, Gongylonematidae.
AUGGAUAUACAAUCACUGAAGUAUUGGCUGGUGGUGACCGAUCAUCUCAUGACUCAUGACAAGACAUCUUUCAAAGAAUUACUUGCACGAAUUUCUACAGCGCAGAAUUCGGCUCUUUCAAGUUUAAUAUCGAGCAAAGAAGUUGAGUAUGAGAUGCGUGCGCAGGCCCUGAAACGAUUGGCAUUCAUAAUUCUAAGCUCGGAGCUUGGACAGUAUCAAGCGCAAUUGCCUGAUAUUCAAGAACGCCUGUCGGAUAAUUUGCGUUUGUCGCAAGUUCCAAUUGUUCAUGCGCAAGUGUUCUUGUGCUAUCGGGUUUUGUUGAUACGACAAAAGCCCCAGCACCUCGUAAGCAUAUGGCCUUCAAUGGUUACGGAAUUGGUGAGUCUAUCUUGA